ACAAAAAAAAAUAACCAAUAGAAUAAAGGCAAGGAGACAUCUGAACAAAUUAAAGUUACAAAAUUAAAGUAUAAAUAUGAAAUAGCAACAUCUUUGUAUAUGGGAGUUCCUUCUAAAACAGGCAAAAUCAUUAUUGUUUCUAUUAUUGCAUUAGUUAUUAUUUUAGUAAUAGCUGCUGUCUUCUGUUUGUCUGGCGGCGACAAUAAAGUAAAAGGCCAAAAACACCAAAGUAAAAUUCCUAUUAGAUAUUCUAAUGUUAAAUCUACCAACUCUAUAGGUACUAUGGCAGAGAUUGGUCAGAAUGAAAUUAUAUUAGUAAAACCAUCCAAUUCACGCAUUCCAAAAAAGAAAACGAUAGAAAAGAAGAAAAAUAUUUAAUUGUACUGAAUGAUAUGCAUUUCUUUUAAAUCACAAUCAGUUUAUUGGUAUAAGGUUCGAGGGGUCUCGAACGGAUGGCCGUCGAGCGCCACACUCUCUUCUUAUACUCUCUAAGCCGUUCCUUGUGCUCCUGGAGCGGUCGUAACAAGUUAAUGUCUUUGACUGCUGGGUGAAGACUAGUAUAAAUUAGAGCAAUCUAUUGUUUGAAUAUACUAUAAGAAAUAUUUUGUAGUAGAUUAAAUAAAGCACCGUGU
Messenger RNA from Nematocida parisii ERTm1, 632 nucleotides. RefSeq lists its product as uncharacterized. The record is from RefSeq and is a predicted model, not a curated record. Lineage: Eukaryota; Fungi; Microsporidia. The transcript has a single exon. Bases 100 to 378 code for a protein of 92 amino acids.